AUGUGGGAGGGUUUUAGAGGGAGGAAAUCGAAGGACUCUAGCACCGGCAACCGAGUUUCCGUAUUUCGAAUGCCACCACUUCCAACACCACCACAUGAUUAUGAGAAGCCGCACAAUGUCGCCGCCGUUGAUGGCCAGCGGGCACACGGCGCUUUGGCCGGGCCUAGUGUCAGCCAACCCACCGGAACAACCCCAUCGAACUUCCAGAGCAUCACCAGAACAACAUCGCAGAGGAUGUUAUCACCACCUACGCGGCCUGGCUUGACUGCCGGAUCAGUUCAUCUCCCGCAAUCCAGGAUCCAGGUGCCCAUCAUCCCCACAUCCGAUACAGGCAGCGUCCACAGCCGGUCGGUGGUGCAGCAACAGACUCGGCAGUGCACAACACCCGGUGCAACUGUCAACGCUCCGACGACAGAGGCCACCCCGGCAGCGAAAACAUCUCCGCCGGGGUUUAGCGCAGGCGACUCUAUCACAACCGCCCAAGCCACUCCAGUUACCCGCGCUUCGAACCGCAGCCGCAGGAAGUCUCAGCAUGCUCUGCAAGCUGACAGCAACACGUAG
Messenger RNA from Chaetomium globosum CBS 148.51, 561 nucleotides. RefSeq lists its product as uncharacterized. The transcript is spliced from 2 exons. The coding region runs from base 1 to 561 and encodes 186 amino acids. The record is from RefSeq and is a predicted model, not a curated record. Lineage: Eukaryota; Fungi; Ascomycota; Sordariomycetes; Sordariales; Chaetomiaceae.